GUUUCUUCUCCACCUCUUAUCCUUUAAAUGCCACCCUUUGGUUUUAUCGCUUCCAAUCUCCAUAGCCAUCUUCCACAAUUUCUCUCUUGCCGCAAAAUCUUUUCAGCCCUACUGUUAUUAUAGCAUAAUUUCAGUGAACAUGGCCGCCGGCAAAACUUCCCAUCGACGGCUCAAAAUAUGCUGCGCUGUAACGGUAGUUUUGUUAGUUAUCAUUAUAGUUGUUGCCAUAGCCUUGGCCUUCACCAUCUUCAAGCCUAAAGACCCCAUAAUCACCCUCCACCCGGAAGGCCUCCAAAACAUUACUUCUGGGUUUUCAAUGUUUAUGAAUUCAACAGCGAAUUUCACCUUCACCACCGUCAUCUCAAUUGAGAAUCAAAACUAUGGCAGCUUCCUGUUCAAAAAUACUACUGCUUAUGUCAACUAUCAUGGGGAUUUGGUCGGGGAAGCUCCGAUCGCGGGACGACACGUGCCGGCCCGAGACAAGCUUAACUUGACAACCUCUGUGAGUCUUGUUCCCCGUAGGCUGCUGGAUAAUUCUCAGUUUUUUGGUGAUCUUGCAGCUGAGCGCUUCAAUUUGACUUCAACAGCUACUUUGCCUGGGAAAGUGAGUUUGCUUAAGAUCUUCAAGCUGCAUGGCACGGUUAAUAAUAGGUGUAACAUCUCUAUUUUCGUUCAUUCUGGGAGUGUUGAAUCCAUAUGCCAGACCAAACUCAAGUUAUAAUUGUUCUUGGUCUGCUUAUGUUUUCUCAAUUCCCUUAUACAGAUUAGAUUUUCUUUUUCUUUUUUAUUUUCUCUUAAGAAUUCUCGACCUGCGGUUUUUCGACUGCCGGUCAACUGUACUUUAAUAAUAUGCUUAUGCUU
Messenger RNA from Corylus avellana, 861 nucleotides. RefSeq lists its product as uncharacterized. NCBI's taxonomy places the organism in Eukaryota, Viridiplantae, Streptophyta, Magnoliopsida, Fagales, Betulaceae. The record is from RefSeq and is a predicted model, not a curated record. Gene Ontology annotation, biological process: defense response to other organism.